Messenger RNA from Diaporthe amygdali, 2397 nucleotides. RefSeq lists its product as uncharacterized. Lineage: Eukaryota; Fungi; Ascomycota; Sordariomycetes; Diaporthales; Diaporthaceae. The record is from RefSeq and is a predicted model, not a curated record. Bases 1 to 2397 code for a protein of 798 amino acids. The transcript is spliced from 8 exons.
AUGGGGAAAAGCGAAUACUCUCGAACAGUGGCGGGCAGUGACUCCGGGUAUGGAGGCGACGAGGCGACGGACAGGUCGUCCUCUUCCCUGCAUCCUCUAGUUCGAAAGGGCUAUGAGAUCGGCCCGGCGUCAAAGCUGCAAAUAGGAGACGUUUUUGAAUUCCUUUGGGCCGACUGCCCGGAAUUCGAAUAUGAAUGGAAGUGUCUCGGAUACACCAGAUUCAUCGUGCUCCGGCAUUCCGACAGCUUUCCUAUGCACUGCUCUUGCGUGCCGAUAUCCGUAGGCGGCAAGAGAAACUUCGCGAAGCCAGGCAUAGACACUUUACAACAAGGACACGUCUAUGCCUCAGGAGACCGAGACCGAGACCGUGAUGGCGCCGAGUCCCAAGCUUCCAACCAGCAGGAAAGGGGCCAUCCGCAACUCCCGUACUCAUCCGUCGGCAUUAACUUGCACAGCGGCCGCCACAAAGUGAAGGACGACUCCCGCGCAAAUUACGCAGAUAUUAUAGAGGUAGACCACGAAGCCCAAGUCAUGGUAGUCGGCGAUGUGGUGAAAUACUUCGACCGGGUGCGCAAGAACGUGAACAAGGCGUUUAUGCGGCAGAUCCUACGAGACGCGCUAGGUGACUACUGCGAACGCAAGCGGAGCGAAUCCGAGGCUGCUGGGACCAGGGGAUGGGGAAACAGCACGGCAUCACUCAUCAAGGUGGCGCAAAGCCAACCGGGGGACGAUGAUAGUACCCCAGCUGAGGCUACGACCGUCGCCGAGAAACAGACUAAAGAUGUUCAUCCGCUUGAAGGUAGCACAAAUGCUGCAGAGAAGGACAUUGAGGAGAGCUCCAGUGACGAAGCGAAAGAGGAAGAGGAAGAGUGGGAGCAAGCAAGCAGCAGCGCUGCUUAUCCACCUCGCACUUCAGACCACCGUGCCAUCAGAGCAGCGUCGCGCGCACGAACGCAUUCAAGAACCCGUUCGAGAGCAGGCAGUCCGGUGCGCGAAGCUCAGGUGGGCAUCAAACCGGGCAUGGAUCGGGCUGGGCUGCAGAGCCUGCGCAACCUCAGGCGCGGAGCGGCCAGCGAGGAGCAUGACGAAACACAAUCUCUGCGGUCGCUGGCCAUGGAGCACGAGAGACGAAUCAUGUAUUGGUCUUCCGAGGCCCCACGAUGCCGGCCCUGCAUCUUCAUCAAGCUGAUCCCAUCUCUAGCAGCAAAGUCGCAAAGUGAUCCGCCUAAUAGUCCCCUGCCAUCGCACACAGGUCCUUUGCUCGCCUGUCUCGUGUGGCGUGGGCUGGUCAUGUGUAAAUUGACUAUGAUGCCGCAGAUCUAUUACACGCUCAUGAUGGCAUUGGCCGCGACCGCGCUCAAGUCUGCCGAAUACACCCUGCAGGUGCCCGACGACAUGACAUGUGGUGAAACUUUCUAUCUCCUACGACUCCUUCCAGAGAUCCGUAUCAAGGUCUGGAAAGCCGCCAUGCCCGACUUCGCUCCCUGUCACUUCUAUUUAUGUAUUAAGAAGAACCCUGCGGGUGCCGCCUUAUCCCUUGUUCCCAACGACAGCGCAAUGAAGCACCGCAAACGCAUCGCUGCUCUUUCCGCUGUUUGCCGGGAAGCGAGGCACGAAAUCAUCCUGCAAUACCCCGACCUCCUUCCUUUACACGGACUACGAGCUUCUAUGAGGUUCAACUAUUCUAGCGACGUUGUGAUGCUUGAUGGUUUGCUGAUGGAACCAAACGGAGUGCCUUUUGGUUACAGCUUUCUCGGCCAUUUCACUUCACGUGGGAUCUUUUUCACUCGUGGAUGGAACGCUCAGGUUCAGAACAUCGCUUUCAAGGAAGCCGAUUCGUUGGCGUACGAAGAUGAAAUUGCGCUCUUUUACCGGGUGAGAAGCGCGCUCCCUCUUGUCAAGCGGGACCUCGAAUUCCUCAGCCUUUUUCCUUGCAUCAAGUCUUACUUCGUGCACUUCUCUGCUAUGUGUGAUUCGGGGACAUAUUCGGCUGUCCGAAAGAAGUGUCAGCAAGUGUCAGUACAGGCGUACGUUGAACAAGAAUGCGCAAGCCUCGAGGAUAUACCAAUGCCGGAGGUAGCAAUCGACACACCCCAGAACUUGCAGUACUACCCUCCGAACAGAAAGGAUGGUGCCACCGAGUUUCUGCGAUAUAAUACGGAGUGGAAAGCCAGACUGGGUUCCAUAAUGCAGCAGAUCGUGCAAUCAAGCGAGCCCAAUAGCAAGUACCGAGCCCUGGUUGAGAGGCUGAGUGGAAUCAACUAUUCUGCAAUCAUUGGCUUCUGGGUGUGUCCUGUACCACGCACAGCGGUGCUCGCGUUGGGCCGAGAGCGCCGUGACGCCAUUUUUCUUGAAAUGGACAAGCAACUGGCUCGAGGGAAGAAGCCACAUUCCUGA